AUGACUGAUUCCGACUCAUCUAAUUCUGAUGAUGAAAUGGUGUUGGAUGUAUUAUUUUAUUUACCCAGACCAAGAUUCUUUCGGGAUAGGUCAAACCCAUUGGAGGAUUUCGACGAUUUUGAUUUUAAAAGUAGGUUUAGACUAUCAAAGGAAACUUUUGUAUUUUUAUUACAUUUAAUUGGAAACGAUUUGCGACGUUCUACAAAUAGAAGCUUCGCCAUUUCUCCAGAAAUACAAAUUUUGGUGACUUUAAGAUACUAUGCUACAGGUACCUUUCAAGCCGUUAUUGGAGAUCACGUACACGUCCAUAAGUCAACAAUAUGCCGAACCAUAAAACGUGUGUCACUCGCGAUUGGUCGUCUUCGUCCGCAUUUUAUCAACAUGCCUAGGGAUGCUGAAGAAAUUCAGAAAGUUCAAACAGGGUUUUUCAGAUUGAAAGGAUUUCCAAGAGUGGUUGGGGCAGUAGACUGUACCCACAUACGUAUACAGUCACCAAACAGCAAUAUUGGAGAAAGAUUUCGAAAUCGGAAAGGGUAUUUCUCCUUCAACGUACAGGCUAUAUGUGAUAGCAACUUAAAAAUCAUGAAUAUUGUUGCACGGUGGCCAGGUUCUGUUCAUGACAGUACAAUUUUUGAUAAUAGUAUGUGUAGGGCUUAG
This is a messenger RNA of Macrosiphum euphorbiae (potato aphid), 657 nucleotides long. Lineage: Eukaryota; Metazoa; Arthropoda; Insecta; Hemiptera; Aphididae. The record is from the annotation of a GenBank genome assembly.